UUCCAGCGAGCUUCACCUAACGCCCAUCAUGUGAAUGUUGGAUCCAGUGAAACGUGUUUGGAAAGAAAAUAAUUCCGGCUUUCUUCUCAAUAUUACAAUGAAAACACGACGAAAUCAGAUAUUUCGAGAGGUGUAUUUAAAAAAGCUUUUGAAGAAAGAAGCGUUUUUCCUUCUAGCUUCACAAGAACGGAAAUGAUCCACAUCGAUUCACAUCUGCCAAACUGCUACAGUACUUAUGCAGCCCUUACGAUUUACAGGAAGUCUGCCAGUCUGAGAAACCAGUCAACUGCGUUGUGACCUCCUCUGUGUGAGGAGGACUUCUGAUGAGGACUUCUGGCUUUUUAAUAAUCUUUUACUCUCUUGAGCUACAUGAGAUCUAUUCAUUGUGUGUGCUGUGCACAAACCAAAAGAAGACCAAAUGAAAAAUAAAGAGCUAUCUAGAAAAUAGGUGUGAGGGCACAACAAAAUAGUGUAAUGGAAUCCUCUUUAAAAUUUUGCAGCUUUAUCAAGUUGGAAUUUAUCCAGUGUGAGAGUAACUGAAAUAACAGUUGUAUUUUGUGGUGGAGAUUUCUACCUUAGCUUGAAAAUCUAUAGAGACAAAAAAUCAUCCUGUUUCAGUGAAACUGAUAAUGAUUCAUUUCCACAAACUGCAGAUUGUACAGGCCAACCAUGAUGCAGUGCAGUGAUAAAGUCAAUAUAAUAAACCCGGUCACAGGAGUUUAUUAGUAGAAUAAUAUGAGUGAACAGAUACAGCCUUUUGCUUGGCACGUAUCAACAUUUCUCAGUUGUGUAGAAUUUCAUGUGACUUUUCAUUAAGAAAAGGUGAAAAUACCAAAAGCGAAAGGUCCUUAUGACUGACAACUGGUAAGAGCCCUGAUAAAAGUCGCGAAUGGCAGAACAGUUUUCUUCAGCCAUUUUUGUCAUGCUUGCACCAGACAACAUCAGUCACUUAUAACCAGACCAUUUCAAUCAAGUGUUAUUAGGUCUAGCAACAGAGCCAUGUGGUAUUGAAGGGAGCCACCUGGAUAUUUUGAAUGGAUCAAUAAGAAGAGAUUCAGUGUUCCUUUUAUGUACACUAAGAAGGUUAUUCUUUUGUAUUCAGCUCUUACAGUAUGUUGUAUCUGAAGCUGGAAAAAAUGAUCAAGUGGACAUUCAAAAUUUCAAGGAGUCCCCUUAUGAUGGUGAUGGGGCUUUCUGCCAAAGGGCUAGAUGAUUUAACGGUACUUUUUAAAAUUUCCCUAACAAGUUAGAAUCAGCACUCGAAUUCGAAGAACCUCUGUUGAAUGUUUUCAAGUCCUCAAGCCUAGAUUUCUUAUCCUCUAAGGUAAGGACUAUACUCACCAAGAGAAACUCCCGCCUACAGCUUUUACAUGAUGAAUUUCACACCCCAGAUGUUAACCUUUUGGCUGGAGGCCUCCAAUGUCUCCAGGCACCAGUUUAUUCAGGAGUUUGGGCUCAGUCCACUGGUGUAUGUGCCCCGGCUGCCUUCUGCACUUCAGCCUAUCUUUAGCAUCCUCUAUGUACUGAUUUUCAUUCUGGCACUGGCCGGAAACACAGCUGUGCUGUUCCUGCUUUGUCGGAGGAAGGCUCUUCAGGCUCCCAGCACGUUCUUUGUCUGCUCACUGGCCCUAAGCGAUCUCCUGAUCUCCAUUUUCUGUGUCCCAGCUACCCUCCUGCAGCACUUCUUCACAAACUGGCUUGCAGGAGAGUUUCUGUGCAAGCUGGUUGCAUUUCUCCAGGUGACUGCCAUCUCAGCUAGCAUCUUCACCAUGAUCUGCAUAGCAGCAGAGAGAUUCCAGGGCAUCUUGUACCCACUGCAGUUGCAGAAUGGUUACUUCCCUAGUCAUGCCAUCAAGAUGCUGGCUGGUGUCUGGCUGGCAGCUCUGGUUAUUGCAUGCCCUAUGUGGUAUGCCCACAAAGUGGAGGUGAAGUACGACUUCCUGUUUGAUGUGCACUACACCUGCUGCCAGGAGAUAUGGCCUCAUACUUGGCAACGACAAGCAUACACUACAUUCUUGUUGUUGCUGGUGUUCCUGGUUCCCAUGGUUACUAUGAGUGUGCUAUAUGGCAAAAUCAUGCGGGAACUGUGGGGCAAACAUCGUGUCCAUGAUGUCAUGUUUCAGACACUACCUGGCUCAGAGAUAAACAAGAUCACCAGGAAGAAGAGACGUGCUGUAAAAAUGAUGGCCACGGUAGUUCUUCUCUUUGCUGUCUGCUGGGCUCCUUUUCAUCUGGUUUCCGUGCUCUAUGACUAUGGAAAGCUGAGUCUCGACCCAGAUCAGGAGUUUUUGGUCUUCACCACAGUCCAGAUCCUGGGAUUCGGCAACUCCAUCUGCAACCCCGUGGUAUACGCUGUCCUCAACAAAAACUUCAAGAAGGGCCUCCUGGCCAUCUUCCUCCAGAGGGGCAGGCCGCGCUGGCUGGCGGGGAGGCUGGGAGACCGGGCCCGUGUGGGAGUCUCGGCCAUAGACUCACUCCACCUCCGGGACCGCAGUGAGCACAGCCUGCUGGGAGCUGGUGCGCACCAGUGGAGCAGGGUGGCCUGGGAGUCAGAGCUGCACACCUUGAACCCUUUCCCUCAGGUCCACCUCUUCCAAGGCAUUUCCAAAAAGCACAGCAGCCCCCUGCUUCUCAGUGUCACAGAUCCCCUGCAUGUCAGCACAUCCUCUAGCUAAACCCUGUCCCAGAAGAAACAGAAGGAUGUGGAGUAAUCACGGCAAUCAGGAGGUGGUGAGAGGUAAUCUGGUUGCAGCUCUUUAAGCAUAAAUACAAAUGAUUUCGGUAUCAUUUCAAUUUUGAAGAUGAGAGUAAUUGUAAUGUACAGUACCUAUUAGCCACUCAAGUGGUUAAAGUAUGUGCUUUGUGAUCGGAAGCCCAGGAUUUCAGUUCCUUUUAAAUCAGGGCAAGGUCUUAUACACCUGAUGGCUUCUUGCUUGAUGCUGUGCUUGAGUAACAGGACUAGGGGUAACGCUUGCCGUGAAGGCAAGGCCCUUUGUCUUUUGAGCCUUUCUUCUCUGCAGGCUACAAGGCCUGAUAUCUAAUGACUGUGCACGAGACUCGCCCAGUGUUUCUCAACUGUGAGAAAGUUAUCUUUACCAACACGAGAUUCUCACUUGUACAGUACAGAGCGUGGCUUCUUGUCUCAUGUAUACAUCGAAGGUACGAGAGGACACUUUGGUUGUUUGGUAACUCCACAAAACAAAGUAAUUCACUUUUAAAUGUUUUUCCUCUUUACUCUUUCCACAAUUUCGCGGUACUGCUGUUCAUGUCUGAAGUCACGUGUGCCUGAAGAAGGCUCCACGGCCGAAAACGCUGUGUUUUCUUUCUUCUCUUUUUAGCACCUAUUACUUGUUCCUAAAAAGGCAUAUAUUGCUUUAAACUUGUUCUUCAGAGAAUAUAACCUAUUUCAGCCGUGUAAGUCUGUGAUUUCAUUUCCUGAAAUACACUUGGGAAAACAGAUCUAAAAGUAAGACUCGUGUCGAUUGUGCACACUUCAGAAGAAAAUACUCAAAAAUGAUCUAUAACACCAUCGGUAGUACAUUUUCCAGUAUCCUGGAUUAUUGAGUUGCACAAUGUCAAGAACAUUUUCAUGCCUCAAAGCGAGCUCUUCACAAGCUGCUAUGGCUAAUAAUCUUAGAAGUCAAUGAGUCAGUUACUGGCAGGCUGCCUCUGGUAUGCUAUAAUUAGUCACAUGUAACUCAGAACCUCCACUUUUUUCAGGUCUAAACAGCCUUUUUUUCAAACUGAGACAUUAGUAUUCUUUAUCUAAUAGGACUUGUUUGGAAAUAACACUCCAAUUUCCUGUGAUAUAUGAAUUUGUUCAUUGGCACACAGUUUACCAUUAUUGGCUGUUAUUUGCUUUUUCAUUUUUCUGUUUCCUGAAAGCCUGUUUCUAAUGCCAUAUCUUGGCAUUUCUUUUUCAAACAGCCUUUUUCAAAAAGAGCUCUUCUUGUGUCAGUGUCACACACAGUAUCAUUUUGCCUUUGUCUAGAUGUACAGUAGAUUUGACUAAACUGCCACUAAUAUAGUCUACUAUGCAGUAGACUAUAUUGUUAAACCAAAAGAGUGCAAUUUUCUGGGACAGCUCUAUAAUUGGCAGAGUACAUAUGUAGAAUAUUAAGUGUGAUUUAUAUAAGGGAAAGUAUUGUAUAUUUAGUGUACUGGAAAUAUUUGUUUUAAUGUGGUUCAUAUGUAAA
Messenger RNA from Lepisosteus oculatus (spotted gar), 4196 nucleotides. RefSeq names its product pyroglutamylated RF-amide peptide receptor. The record is from RefSeq and is a predicted model, not a curated record. Lineage: Eukaryota; Metazoa; Chordata; Actinopteri; Semionotiformes; Lepisosteidae. Gene Ontology annotation, cellular component: plasma membrane. Gene Ontology annotation, molecular function: peptide binding; neuropeptide receptor activity. Gene Ontology annotation, biological process: G protein-coupled receptor signaling pathway; cellular response to hormone stimulus.